AUGAAUAAAAAUAAUUCUUUUGAUUUUUUAGAAACAAUUUUACCGAAAUCUGAAAAACUGAUAUCCACGACAAAUACAAUUGUUCUUCAUGAUGCAUCGAAAGAUGAUGAUGAUGAUGAUAACGAUAGUGAAUUUGAAUCGUAUGAUUAUUCUCAUGAUAAAACUAAACCUGAUGUAGAAAAACCUACAUAUAUUCGGACAUGUCUUGCUGAUUUAAUAGCAACAGAUAAAAUAUCUCAAUUAGAAGCUGCUUUACAUGUAUUACCAUCGUUAAUUGAAAUAUAUAAAAUUGAAUGUGAAGAAAUUGCUUUAGAAUUAGUUCGAAUAUUAUUAAAUUAUAAUAGUACAUUUAAUAUAGAAAAAUUUGAAGAAUUACAAUUAAAUGGUUUAAUAACGUUAUGUAAAAAUUAUCCAUUAUUAAUAAGUGAUUAUUUAUGUAAACAAUUUUAUGAAAGAAAUUAUACAUUAAAUCAACGAAGUCUUAUACUUAAAACAAUUCAAGAAACAGCAAAAAAAUUAUCACAAAUUGAACAAAUUCAAACGAACAUUCAUAAUGAAUUAUUUUCCUCCUCUUCUUCUUCUUCCGA
This is a messenger RNA of Rotaria sp. Silwood2, 587 nucleotides long. The record is from the annotation of a GenBank genome assembly. NCBI's taxonomy places the organism in Eukaryota, Metazoa, Rotifera, Eurotatoria, Philodinida, Philodinidae.